Paramormyrops kingsleyae is the source of this 2025-nucleotide messenger RNA. RefSeq names its product solute carrier family 45 member 2 (gene slc45a2). Gene Ontology annotation, molecular function: sucrose:proton symporter activity. NCBI's taxonomy places the organism in Eukaryota, Metazoa, Chordata, Actinopteri, Osteoglossiformes, Mormyridae. The record is from RefSeq and is a predicted model, not a curated record. Gene Ontology annotation, cellular component: membrane.
CUGGUGCUCCAUUCUGCUUCUAAGGAGGCUGCUCACAUGACCUGAGGCAGUAGCAGAGAGGGGUGGCUAUGCGGGCUGCCUGAUCCGCCUGUUCGUAACGCCCUUCCUCAGAGUUCUUAUGGCUUGAGAAGGCUCCUCCUGCACUGGAGUGUUCUUUGGUCUUCGGGGUUUAGCAGAGGGACAGAAGGAGGUCUUUGUUUUGGGCUUUAGGCUUCGGCUGGGUGUGGUUUCAUUACCCCUGGAGCGAGCCAGGAUAAGAGCACGGCUUUGGCCGGCCUACAGCCCCGCCCCCAGGACGGGACGCUGCACUCCGUCCCCCAGUCUGCCGUCCACGGUCCCACCGAGCGUCUGCCUGUUCCACGCCUCCUGCCAUGACCCUGCUGCCACAGAGCCAGCUGGACCCCCCCCCAGAGCCGGCGGAUGGACCGGAGCCACCCCCGUUCGCCGAGGCUGAGCCGGUCCGGCGCCCCCGCUGGCGCCUGCUGAUGCACGCGGCGGUGAUGUUUGGCCGCGAGCUGUGCUACGCGGUAGAGGCGGCCUUCGUCACGCCGGUGCUGCUGAGCGUGGGGCUCCCACGGGGCCUCUACAGUCUGGUGUGGCUCAUCAGCCCUGCGCUGGGCUUCGUGCUGCAGCCGCUGGCCGGCUCCUUCAGCGACCGCUGUCGCUCACCGUGGGGCCGCCGGCGGCCCUACAUCCUGGGCCUGGGCAUUAUGAUGCUUGUGGGGCUCACGCUCUUCCUCAACGGGGACGCCAUCGUGUCCGCCAUGGUAACGGACAGGAACCUGAAGAGAACCUGGGCCAUCUUGGUGGUGAUGGUGGGCGUGGUGGUCUUCGACUUCUCGGCGGACUUCAUCGACGGGCCUGUGAAGGCAUACCUGUUUGACGUGUGCUCCUACCAGGACAAGGAGAGGGGCCUUCACUACCAUGCCCUCCUGACAGGUCUGGGCGGAGCCAGCGGCUACCUGAUCGGUGCCAUGGACUGGGGGCACUCGGCGCUGGGCGUGCUGCUGGGCUCCGAGUACCAGGUCAUCUACUUCUUUGCGGUGCUGUCCAUGAGCAUCCUUCUGGCCGUGCACCUCUUCAGCAUCCCGGAGACACCGCUGGGCCGUGACGGAGGCUUGGACCCUGAUGCCGAAGCCGGCACACUCCUGCCCGAUUGCCAUACUGACGCACCAGGCUAUGGAACCAUGCCGACGGAGACUUCCCGGUCCCACGAGGUCCGGUCACGGUCCUACACGGCCUUGAGAGAGUCCAACGGCAUCACCCCCACCGUGAAGCAGCCCAGCAAGGAGGCCCAGAAGCGAAUGUCCUUGAAGUCGGUGCUGCUGGCGAUGGUCACCAUGCCCAGUCAUUACCGCUGCCUGUGUGUCUGUCACCUGCUGGGCUGGACCGCGUUCCUCUGCAACAUGCUCUUCUUCACGGACUUCAUGGGACAGAUCGUUUACAGGGGGAACCCCUACGCUGAGCACAACUCCACGGCCUACCUGACCUACGAGCGUGGUGUGGAGGUGGGCUGCUGGGGUCUCUGCAUCAACGCCGCCUCCUCUGCGCUCUACUCAUAUGUGCAGCGCCUCCUCUUGCCCUAUAUCGGCCUGAAGGGGCUCUACUUCAUGGGCUACUUCAUGUUCGGUCUGGGCACGGGGCUCAUUGGCCUGUUCCCCAGCCUGGGUGCCACACUGGCUCUCUGCACCGUCUUCGGGAUCAUGUCCAGCACGCUGUACACGGUGCCAUUCCACCUGAUCUCCGAGUACCACCGCGAGGAGAAGGAAAAGAAUGAUGGAAGCUCAAGCCAGGCAGCUCGUGGCAUGGGUGCAGACUGUGCUGCCCUCACCUGCAUGGUGCAGCUGGGCCAGAUCCUAGUGGGGGCAGGGCUGGGCGCGCUCGUCAAUGCCGUGGGCAGCGUCGUCGUUGUGGUACUCUCCGCAUCCACGGUCUCACUGAUUGGCUGCCUCUUCAUCGCCGUCUUCAUACGCCAUGUGGGCUGACCCCCUGCCAUUCAAACACUCCCUGUUUUUCCAAUAAAAA